UCGUUGCCCAAAAUCAAAUUCGAAAAAUAUCAACAUAUCAAGGUCCCCAAACCCUGUAACAUUUUCCCCUUCAAGUCAUAAAAAUCACAAUCUAAUCUCUUUUCUCUUCUCUUUCUCCUUUCUCUUUGACAUUUCCAAUGGCAACUCUCUUAAACCCUUCUUCUCUCCUUCUACCCCCAAAGCCCUUUCUUCGUACUCGUCUCCAACUCACUCCACCUCCUACUUUGCGUGUCAGCUCACUGACCCAUCACCUUGCAUCAUCAUCAUCGUCAAGUCGUCCUCCUCGGACUAUCAAAGCUGCAGCAGUUGACAGUGACUAUUCGCCCAAGAGGAGCAGCAGCAAUGAGCCAAGGGAAACGAUAAUGUUACCUGGCUGUGAUUAUAAUCAUUGGCUUAUUGUUAUGGAGUUCCCUAAAGACCCUGCUCCUACAAGAGAACAAAUGAUUGAGACUUAUCUUAACACUCUUGCUACUGUCCUUGGCAGCAUGGAAGAAGCAAAGAAGAACAUGUAUGCUUUUAGCACUACUACAUAUACAGGGUUCCAAUGUACUGUAUCAGAAGAAACCUCUGAAAAGUUCAAGGGAUUGCCUGGAGUUCUUUGGGUGCUACCUGAUUCCUACAUAGAUGUCAAAAACAAAGAUUAUGGAGGUGAUAAAUAUAUCAAUGGGGAAAUAAUUCCCUGCAAAUACCCUACUUAUCAACCAAAAGCAAGAAAAGAAACAAAAUAUGUGAAAAGAAGAUACGAGAGACGAAAAGAUGGUCCUCCUCCUGCUGGGCAGUUCAGACCAAAGCAAGCAGCAAGUCAGUCGGAAUCAUCAUCUUGACAAGUUCUUCAAUGUUUCACUGCAAGGAUAGUUGGUAGUUUGCAAGCUGAUAUCACUAUUCUGCAUGUUAUGGGAACGCUUGUUCUGGGGUACUAUUAUCUGUUCUAUAAUUUUUCCCCUGUAAAGUCUUUGUAGUAGUUUUAUGCAGACAGAAAUAGACCUAUAUGAGUUUGUUAUUUGAAACAUUAUCAAUUGAGAAGUAUGUCAGCAACAUAUGGUUACAUUUGAUCUCACAUAAGAUUUAUUUCCAUU
Messenger RNA from Durio zibethinus, 1076 nucleotides. It is a transcript of the gene MORF9, whose product is annotated as plastid developmental protein DAG. NCBI's taxonomy places the organism in Eukaryota, Viridiplantae, Streptophyta, Magnoliopsida, Malvales, Malvaceae. Gene Ontology annotation, cellular component: chloroplast. The record is from RefSeq and is a predicted model, not a curated record. Gene Ontology annotation, biological process: chloroplast RNA modification; cytidine to uridine editing.